Molecule: messenger RNA, 963 nt
Organism: Nematocida ausubeli
Lineage: Eukaryota; Fungi; Microsporidia
Exons: 1
Coding region: 1-963 (320 amino acids)
Biological process (GO): sulfate assimilation
Molecular function (GO): 3'(2'),5'-bisphosphate nucleotidase activity
Source: RefSeq, a predicted model, not a curated record
AUGACAGAAAUAACUGAGGAAAUAUUCAAGUGCGUCAUGAAGGGCAUAUGUUAUGCAUCACAUCUAGCAAAAGGAGCCCCUUUAAUUAGCAGCAGAGUGAAGAGUGAUAUGUCAGUGGUGAGUCUUUACGAUGUGGUUAUCCAGAUGAUUUUCUGUAAGUUAUUAGAGAAGUACCCUAUUACAAUUGUAUCAGAAGAAGAAGACAACGACUUCUAUAAGGACACAUUAAAGGCCCUUCAGACAAAUAAUAUUUCCCAGGAGUAUGCAUACAUAAAGGAGUUUCUCAUUGAAAAUGAAAUAUCACUUGAAGAGCCCCUUAAACCCGUCUGCCACUCUCUGGCUGGCACAGGAAUGGAAAUAAUACUAGACCCAAUCGAUGGAACACGUGGCUUUAUUAACUCCAGGUCAUACUCCAUUGUAGCAGCAUGCAUGAAAGACAAAAAAGUCCUUUUCUCUAUUAUAUCCUGCCCAAAGGAAAAUAUAGUCUAUUAUAAAUGGAAUAUGUCAGGAAAUGGUCUUUCUGGGUAUCCGCACAGAAGAAGAGUCAGAACAUACUCACUUUCUGACUCACCACACACCUCAUAUUCUGACUUUCUUACAACACUUUCUUUAUAUGUUGCAAUUUCUGCAGAAAAAACUCACUCUAGCCCAGUUCUCAUGGAAUUCCUGGAUAGACUAGGUAGACUGUACCCAGUGCACAUUGUAAGAAUGGAUGGACAAGGAAAAUAUGCAUGUGUAGCCACCCAGAAGAUAGAUAUAUUUUUGCGUCUCCCAAGCACAAAGAUACAAGAGAAGAUAUGGGACCACUGUGCAGGCAUAGAUAUGAACGAGAUGUCAAUUGUAACAGACCUCCAUGGAAUACCCAUACAUCCAUGCACUCCCCCAGUCUACGGCGUAAUUGCAUCUCACUCCCAGAUCUUCCAUUCUCUAUCACUAAAUAUACUUAAAGACCUAUUGAUGUGA